Photinus pyralis (common eastern firefly) is the source of this 1212-nucleotide messenger RNA. RefSeq names its product putative nuclease HARBI1. The record is from RefSeq and is a predicted model, not a curated record. The transcript has 3 exons. Lineage: Eukaryota; Metazoa; Arthropoda; Insecta; Coleoptera; Lampyridae. Bases 177 to 1199 code for a protein of 340 amino acids.
CAUGAUUCUUACAAUCACGAUUUACGAAAGAACGCGCGAAUUCUAAUCUGUCAAAGUAUUAUGGUUAUGUUUAAUUUGAAUUUGAAUUAUGUCAAAAUAAUUGAUAUACCGUAUAGAAGUUUUUUUGUGUAGUUUGAGUUAUUAUAUGUGAGAUUUGCAUCUGCUCUGUUGCAAAAAUGGAAAAAUUAGUGUUGAUGGAACUGUCCCGUUCGCUCAGUCCUCUAAUAUCUGCAUCUUCUUCAUCUGAUGAUGACAUAAAUAUAACUACCCAACGAAGGAAACGGAUACGAAUAAUGCACUACAUGGAUACAAUUACUUCAUAUUCAGAUGAAGAGUUCAAACAACAUUUCCGCUUAAAAAGAGAGACAGCAUUAAAAUUAAUUGAGUUAUAUCGCUCCAGUAUUAAAGCCUAUAAAGGAGGAUGGAACCAUAUUACGGCCGAAAAAGCCAUUUAUAUCACAAUUUGGUAUUUGUCUAAUAUGGAGACAUUUCGUCAAAUAUCUGAUAGGUUCGACGUGACUUUGAGUUGUGCACAUCAUGUAAUUAACGUAGUACUUGACUUUCUUGUUAACAAUAGUUCCAAAUUUAUAAAAUGGCCAUCAGAGCAAGAAGCCAAAGAAGAGGCGUAUUAUUUUGAAAAAAAAAAAGGUAUCGCCAAUGUUAUAGGGGCAAUUGAUGGCUGCCAUAUAAAAAUACAUAGACCUGUUAUUCACGAACAAGAUUAUGUGAAUAGAAAAGGUUAUCAUAGCAUAAUAUUACAGGGUGUGGUUGAUUCAAAGAUGAAGUUCAUAGAUAUUUCAACUGGUCAUCCUGGAUCAGUCCACGAUGCGAGAGUUCUUAGAAAAAGUUACAUGUAUAAUGCAGCAGUUGAAAACUAUCAGACUACGUUUUUUAAUAAGUACCGCCUAGUGGGCGAUUCUGCGUAUCCCUCACUAAAAUGGCUUGUGGUUCCUUAUAAGGAUAAUGGGCAUCUUAGUGAUGAACAAAGGGAUUAUAACUACAGGCAUUCUGUAACUAGGAUUAUAGUGGAGCAUGCUUUUGGAGCAUUGAAAGGAAGAUUUAGAAGAUUAAGAUAUUUUGAAAAUUUAAAGCUAACAUUUAUCAUAAAAUGUGUUGUUGCCGCAUGUGUUCUGCACAAUAUAUGUUUAAUGGGUAAUGACAUUACCGAAAAAAUCUAUGAUGACGAAAUAAAUGAGUAACUUUUAUUAAAUA